Molecule: messenger RNA, 1745 nt
Organism: Electrophorus electricus (electric eel)
Lineage: Eukaryota; Metazoa; Chordata; Actinopteri; Gymnotiformes; Gymnotidae
Gene: necap2
Product: NECAP endocytosis associated 2
Biological process (GO): endocytosis
Cellular component (GO): clathrin vesicle coat; membrane
Source: RefSeq, a predicted model, not a curated record
UGCUGUGCUUGGACAGGUGGUUUUAUUGAAAGUUUCUAGCUAGGGAGCACGGAUGGCGGACGCCGAUUAUGAGUCAAUACUUUGUGUUAAACCGGAGGUGCACGUUUACAGAAUUCCUCCACGAGCAUCUAACCGUGGUUAUCGGGCGGCUGACUGGAAGCUGGACGAGCCAGCAUGGAGCGGGCGUCUGAAGAUCACAGCCAAGGCCAAGAUUGCUUACAUCAAGCUCGAAGACAAGAACACAGGGGAGCUGUUUGCACAGGCGCCGGUAGAGCAGUACCCCGGGCCUGCUGUGGAGGCUGUCACUGACUCCAGCCGCUACUUUGUGAUCAAGAUAGAGGACGGCAGUGGACGGCACGCGUUUAUCGGCCUUGGGUUCGCUGACCGUGGAGAUUCGUUUGAUUUCAACGUGGCGCUGCAGGACCAUUUCAAGUGGGUGAAACAGGAAGGUGAGCUGGCCAAACAGGCGGCCAAUCAGAGCUCAGCUCCCAAACUGGAUUUGGGCUUCAAGGAGGGUCAGACCAUCAAGAUCAGUCUUGGGAACAUUAAGAAGAAAGAUGCUGCAGGUGCUGCUAAAUCUCGGCCCGCGGGCAGCGGUUUACUCCCGCCUCCUCCAGGUGCGAAAGGUGGGGCUAUCCUCCCUCCUGCUGGCAUGCCAGUGUCUACUCCACCCACUACAGUAGCGCCCGCCCAGCCCAGCACAGGAAUGCUGCUAGAUUUUGGGGCACCCUCAGCUCCAACACAGCCCUCUCAGGACUUGUGGGGGGACUUCACAGCUGCUGGUUCUGGCACUACUCAGGAACCUGUGAAAUCAGGAUGGGUGCAGUUCUAAUAGUCCUGAUGGCACAUGGACACUUACUCUCUUUUUCAACUACACACACACUUUGCCCUCAGAGGUGACAAAAAGCUGGACAGAUAAUACCAAAUCAAGACAUCCCCCUCCCUUCACAGACACACACACACACAGAGACCAGCAGUGAUCUUGCGACUUUACAUAUACCACAGGCAGUGGUAUUUGUUGUUUUCCUUAACAGGCUGGUUCUGAAUGUAGAAGCUGCCAGUAGUUGGGGUUUAUAAGCACAGGUCUGAGGUUGAUGGCCCCUCACUUUGCUGAGAGCAGAGUGGUGCAAAUGUCACUAAUUACAGGUGAGAAAUGUAUGCAUUCCAUUUUUCUUUUAGGAAAAUAUUUUGUGUUUUCCUAAUUUUAAAGUGUUUUCUUUGUAGUGCAUCGUCCUUUCUGAUUUUUCUGCAUCAUUGAGUUUUUAACUUUUCUGUCUGUCAUCUCAGUGCAGUUUUUGGAAUCCUUUGAAUAAGGUUGUUGUUUUUUUUUUUUCCCUAUUUGCUUGCUGGGAAUUUCUGACUUUGUUGUAUUUUUGUUUUUAAACUGGCAGAGGUUUUAGGUUACAUGGUAGUUCUUGUCUCUGUAUUCUUUUGUUUGGAGGUGUCACAGAGAAUCCUGCUAGUCUAAGGUAGUCUUGCCUCAGUGAAAUCCAGACAUGGCCCACCUAACAGGAAGAGUGCAGGAGUGAGUCCGCUGCACUACUGCUCAAACCUGAUUGAACAAAGGCUACUUUAGCUGUGGCAACCUUGUAUUAAGUAGAUCAAACCUUAUAUAGUGACUUAACCUGAAAAGAGGAAGAACUGCUACCCACAGCAGGGCUAGUGCUUGAGAUCUAUUUUUAAUGAUUUGUUUACAGAUUAUAAAAAUGAUUCUUCCCAUAUUGGCUGUCAACCCCCCCCCCCCC